AUGCUACAAAUCUAACAGUUUUCGUACUAAAGAAAUCCAAGGGGUUCUGUCACAAUGUGGCUACCUAAAACUACUUCCAUGAUCUUGGUGUUCUUCCUUAGCAUCCUCUUGUCAGGAUCCAAUGCCAUCCCACACCCAAAAAGACACUCACAUCAUCUUAUCAAAGACUUCAUGUCUGUUCAAAACCGAGCGCGGGCCGCAAUUCACAUGCAGCCACUAGUGUGGGACAAGAGACUAGCACGUUAUGCAAGCAUGUAUGCUAGGCAGAGACGGCAAGAUUGCUUGUUGAAGCAUUCCGACGGGCCCUAUGGAGAGAACAUUUUUUGGGGGAGUGGUACUAGGUGGAACCCCUCUCAAGCUGCUGCCACAUGGGUGUCAGAGGGGCGUUGGUACAACCACCAAUCGAAUUCUUGCAACCGAGGGAGGGAAUGUGGGCAUUACACGCAAAUUGUGUGGAAGACGAGUAGACGGAUUGGGUGUGCUAGAGUGACUUGCUUUGGAGGUAGGGGUGUGUUCAUGAUUUGUAACUAUGAUCCUCCUGGAAACUAUAUAGGUGAGAAGCCUUAUUGAGCAUUAGUGUCUAAUUGUUGAGUUGUGAAGAGUGUGUGAUUCUUUUAACAAUGUAUAAAUUAGUGUAAUAAUACUGGGAAUAAUAUCAAAUUCCAGUUAACUUCUUAAUUACUAAUUAAACAUAUGUGAACACACAAACACAUGUAUCAACUAGUCUGCAUUCUCAAUUCUCAAUACUAUUGGAUCAAUGUUAUCAUCAAUGGGUAUUUUCUUUC
Molecule: messenger RNA, 785 nt
Organism: Helianthus annuus (common sunflower)
Lineage: Eukaryota; Viridiplantae; Streptophyta; Magnoliopsida; Asterales; Asteraceae
Product: pathogenesis-related protein PR-1
Exons: 1
Coding region: 55-570 (171 amino acids)
Cellular component (GO): extracellular region
Source: RefSeq, a predicted model, not a curated record